CUUUUCUGGGCAGCUAAAGCAGAAGGGCUCCUACUGACGGACUGACACACACCUUCACACACACAGGAAUCUCAGACAAAGAGACAAUGAUGCUCCUGCCGCUCCUGGGGGUCCUGCCGCUACUAUUCAGCACAGCUUUGUCUUUAACACAACCCACUGAGGAUCGCUGGGGGGAGUGGAGCGCAUAUGGACCCUGCAGCAGAACCUGUGGCACAGGAGUCGCCAUGAGAUCCAGAACCUGUAUGACAAUGAGGACAGACGGUGGACACAACUGUGUUGGAGCUUCCAAAGCCUAUAAUCCUUGCAACACACGGCCUUGUCCACUAGGAGGCAGGGACUUCCGUGAGGAGCAGUGCUCCCGUUUUGACCAUGUGGCCUUCCAGGGAAAACCCUACUCUUGGACACCAUACUAUGGAGCCACUAACCCCUGCGAACUGGUGUGUGUGCCGAGCGGAGAGAACUUCUACUACCGACACAGGGCCACGGUGGUGGACGGCACACCCUGCUACGUGGGACGCUCAGACAUCUGCGUCGAGGGAGUCUGCAGAGUGUUGACAGGUGGAGAGAUUCUGAGUUUGGAUACAGACUCUUCUUCAUCUUCAAGGUCCACUAGUCCAUCAAGGCCUUCACAACCAGAACCCUCCUCUCCUCUCAGAGAGCAAUACAGAUACACGGCGCCUGCCUUCUCGGCGUGCUCCGUCUCGUGUGGCGAGGGCGUGGAGACGCGCACGGUGCAGUGUGUGACGGCGGGCGCAGGGACGCCGCGCGUGGUAGCCGACUCCUACUGCGUGGCCCAGGGUCUCCGCAGGCCCCACGAGCAGCAACACUGCCGCGGCACGGGAGCCUGCGCAGAGUACAGUGUCUCCAGCUUCAGCACGUGCUCGGCAACAUGUGGAGAGGGGACGCAGAGGCGGGAGGUGGUGUGUGUGGGCGGCCGGGGCGAGAGGCUGCCCGAGUCAGCCUGUGCUGGCUUGCCACGCCCGGAGGAGGUCAGGACCUGCACGCGGCCCUCCUGCCACCAGCACAUCAGCUACCAUGUGGCCGACUGGAGCCUGUGUUCAGUGAGCUGUGGUACAGGCCGUAGGGAGAGGCGUGUGCUGUGCAUGGACCAGGACAAGUUUGAGUACCCGGAGGAGCGCUGUGCCUCCCAGUUCAAGCCCUACAGUGUGGAGAGCUGCAACACACAGGCCUGCCCUGGAGCACAGAUGGUUCCCAGUGUGCAAGACUCCAGAGGUCAUGACCCCUCCCUGCGUGGAUUCAUCCCUUAUUCCCCAGAAGUAGAUCGCCGUAACGGAGGAUCCCCCCGCCCCACUUUGCCCUUUGACCCCCGUCCCUACGAGCCCCGCCCCACCGUGCCACACGUCCCCGCGGCCGAAUGCUCGCGCUCCUACUACGGCUGCUGUCCCGACGGAGUCACCACCCCCACGGGACCCGCAGGACUCGGCUGUGAAUGUAUUGUCUCCAGGUAUGGCUGCUGCCCUGAUGGCAACACUGUGGCACGUGGACCCAGGAGGGGAGAGGGAUGUCCCCAGGACGACUGUAGAAGAUCCAGGUAUGGUUGCUGUGCCGAUGGUCGCACUCCCGCUCCAGGGCCCACCAGAGGCAGCUGUCCCCAGGAUGACUGCAGCAUCAGCAGAUAUGGUUGCUGUUCUGAUGGGCACACCGCUGCAACUGGGCCCAGAGGAGAGGGUUGUCCCCGCGCCGACUGCAGCACCACCACGUACGGCUGCUGCAAUGAUGGCGUCACUGCUGCGUCCGGCCCCAGAGGAGAGGGCUGUCCACAGGACGACUGUGUCAGGACCAGGUUUGGCUGUUGUAGGGAUGGGGUGACUGCAGCUCGGGGCUUUGGCUAUGCUGGCUGCCCUGAAUACCGCCCAACGGCCGGCCCCAGUGUGGACGUGUGCUCCCUGCCUCGCGAGGUGGGCCCCUGCCGAGACUGGAUCUCCCGCUUCUACUUCGACCGCACCCGGGGUGUCUGCACCCACUUCUGGUACGGGGGUUGCAGUGGUAACGCCAACAGCUUCCUGUCCAUGGCGGAGUGCCAGAGGCAGUGUGUGGCCUCCUCCUCUGGGGGGUCCCCAGCACCCCCUCCACACUCCCCUCCCCCCGCCGCCCCUGCCGCCGCCCCCGCCCGCAGACCUGUCCUCCGGGUGAGGACAGCCAGACGGUACCGCUCCAGCCAAUGAGGAGGGAGGGAGUCCAGAGCACCACGGCCAAUAGCACAAGAGAGCAUGGCCGUGUGUGCCUGAUACAAUGACGUGUAUAGAAAGAAAGAGAAUUCAUGAAUACAUGACCAAAGAACACAGUUAAGAUGCACAAUCACUACCAAUGAUUCAUACACACACACACACACACACACACACACACACACACACACACACACACACACACACACACACACACACACACACACACACACACACACACACAUCAUAGUAAUUGUGUGUACGUUUAACUUAAUUCCUUCUGUCUGUAUGGUGAAAGCCAGGAAAUCUGAUUGACAAGACAAAGUGUUUCUUCCUCACAUAUCUUAUUUCUCUUACUAAAUCAGGUCUCUGGAAAUUUGCCAUCAGUCUGUCAGUUGCACUUGUAAAGGGAUUAAAAAAAAAUAAUAAUUUGUAAUAUAAAAUGAAUAAACGUUUAUUCCUUCCAAUAUGUGCUUAUGGCAUGACAAAUGAGUUGUGCUGUGCACAUUUUGGCAGGCAAAUCUACACACCCAGAAGUCUGCAAACCUAUAUAUCAGUUUAUAUCAGCUUUUCAGCGCACUUUAGUGCUGAUAUGGCGUACUUCAGUCAUUUACACGAUUACAGUAGCCUAUAUGAGGUCAAUUUCUUCAUUUCCAAAACGUCGAAAACAAGGCUCAAAUUUUGUAUGAAAAGUCAGAGGCAUGUUACACACAGCGCACAUUCAGAGGCCAUAGGCCUAUGUGUUACUGAUUGUAGCACUCUUCAAAAAGAAUAAACUACCUGUGUAAGUCUUUGUGU
Messenger RNA from Engraulis encrasicolus (European anchovy), 2984 nucleotides. RefSeq names its product papilin b, proteoglycan-like sulfated glycoprotein (gene paplnb). The coding region runs from base 87 to 2186 and encodes 699 amino acids. Gene Ontology annotation, cellular component: extracellular matrix. Gene Ontology annotation, molecular function: metalloendopeptidase activity; serine-type endopeptidase inhibitor activity. NCBI's taxonomy places the organism in Eukaryota, Metazoa, Chordata, Actinopteri, Clupeiformes, Engraulidae. The transcript has 18 exons. Gene Ontology annotation, biological process: extracellular matrix organization; proteolysis. The record is from RefSeq and is a predicted model, not a curated record.